Messenger RNA from Salarias fasciatus (jewelled blenny), 3214 nucleotides. It is a transcript of the gene brox, whose product is annotated as BRO1 domain and CAAX motif containing. The record is from RefSeq and is a predicted model, not a curated record. Bases 114 to 1346 code for a protein of 410 amino acids. NCBI's taxonomy places the organism in Eukaryota, Metazoa, Chordata, Actinopteri, Blenniiformes, Blenniidae. The transcript is spliced from 13 exons.
CCUCCGCGUUUAUUUCCGGAAGUAAGUUGUUGACAGCCUCAGGGUUUUCCCACAAGGAUUAUUUUAUCUCACAUUCACAGCUCCGCCGCGACAGGUGUGUCCCCACACACAGGAUGGCACACUGGUUUCACAGAAACCCCCUGAAGGCAACAGCGCCGGUGUCCUUCAACUACUACGGAGUGGCAGGGAGCCCCGCAGCCAACAAGAUCUGCAAUGACCUGAGGAUGACCCGGGCCAGACUGCUGGAGAUGUUCACCGAUGUCACCUGCACCCCCGAGAUCAUGAAAAAUGCCACAGAUGCGUACUUCUCCCUCCUCCAAGGCUUCAUCGUGUCUCUGGAUGGAACCACACAGGAGAACAAGAUGAGGUUCAUGCAGAACUUCAAGUGGACCGACACCUUACAGGGAAACUCACCAAGUGCCCAGCAGGAUGCAGUCUUUGAACUGGUCUCCAUGGCCUUCAACGUCGCCAUCUGGUACACCAAGUUUGCCUCGAGACUAGCGGGGAAGGAAAAUAUUUCAGAGGCCGAGGCUAAAGACGUCCACCGGAGCCUGAAGGUUGCAGCUGGAAUAUUCAAGAUGCUCAAGGAGGUCCACAUCCCUCGCCUCAUCACCCCGGCGGAGAAGGGCCGCGACCUGGAGCCCAGAGUGCUCGAUACUUAUCUCAUCCAGUGUCAAGCAGAAGCACAAGAAGUGACGAUUGCCAGAGCGAUUGAACUGAAGCACAACGCCACACUCAUCGCCGCCCUGGCGUUCGAGACGGCGAUCUUCUACCAAAAAGCCGACCACACGCUCAACACCCUGGAGCCGGAGUGCAGCAGCAAGUGGAGGAAGUACCUUCAGCUGAAGCAGCACUUUUACAUGGCUUAUGCGUUCUGCUACCACGGACAGACCCUGCUGGCCAGCGACAAGUGUGGAGAAGCUAUAAGAUCUCUCCAGGAGGCCGAGAAGUGUUACUCCCGUGCCGAGGCGCUGUGUAAAGAGUACCGUCAGACCAAAGGCCCGGGAACCACGGCCAAACCCUCCGAACAGCUGUUCUUCCUCAAGCUGGGCGGCCUCAUUAAAAACACGCUGGAGAAGUGCCAGAGAGAAAACGGCUUCAUAUACUUCCACAAGGUCCCUGCAGAGGCGCCUCAGCUGGAGCUGAAGGCGAGCUACGGCCUGGCUGAGCCGAUCGCCUUCGAGCUGCCGGCCCUCAGCGAGCAGUGCACCCCCGAAGUCUACGCCACCUUCGACCUGACCAAGGGGGCCAAGAACGACAAGGCCAAGGCCAAGGAGGAGGAGGUGAGGCCGGUGAAGGAGCCCGACCUGAAGCCCCAGAAGGACACGGGCUGCGUCGUCUCCUAGAGCCUCUGCAGCCUUCAGCCUCACGCUCCUGUAGCACCGACUGCAACGAUGGCGUCCGGUCUCCUUCUCAUGUAAAACCUCCAUAGGAAUUCUUUUGGAAGAUUAAUCCACAGUGUUGUACAUUCAUGCUGAAACAUUUAUUGUAUAUUGGUAAGAAAACCAUAAAGAGAGAGAGAGAGAGAGAGACAGUUUUAUCGACACUCCAUCGGGUUAGCUGAGGCCACAGUGAGAAGAGAGCGGCUUUAUCAAUGGUGCCUUUGGCUGAGGCCGGAUCCUAGAUGACUCAAACUGACCCAGACUGACCCCCCAGAGCGGCUCCAACAAACACGACGUGCACAAAGGCCUGACUUCUGUACUUAGCUCCAUAGGCUGGGAGAGAGAAACUGAAGAUAAUUGCGGCUUCAAAUCUGGCAAUGUGUGAACUUAAAAGACAGCGUGGUGCUGAAGUGAAACGUCUGCCCCUGUGUAAAGAAAGAAACAGGCCCAACCCGCCAAUCUGACAAUAACAGACUCCGCCUAUCGAUAUCAGGCGAUAUUAAAAUUUUAAGUCAACUUAAGCUGCCUUUCACAUUUAACUCUGUUUUAAAAGCUGCUGGCAAACUGCAGACAGAGUCCCUGACAUGAGAUUGGAAAAGAGAGAGAGAGAGAGCUCACAUAUUUUUAGGUUAUCUACCUUGUACUAUUCCCAGUUGGUUUUACAGCGUGCACGUAACUCAUUACGCGCUCACAGACGCAUCCCAGCUUUUCUGGAGCGAGGGACAUGAAGACAGAAUAUUCCACUCCAGUCAGAAUGUUUGAGGCUGAUUCAUCACGAUGUGUUCAUAGCAUCUCCUCAGCAAUGUGUCCGAUGUUUGUGAAAAUGGCAGCGUGAUCUACGGUGGCCAGCAGUGGUCAAAACAAGGGAGAAAAAAACACUAAAGCAAAAUUAGCUAAACAAUUUCCAGUCGUCAUAAAAUCUGGACGCAUGAGAACAGAAAUCCCAAAUGUUUGUGUGUAAUGUGUUUUGUCCUCUCCAGGCCGCCGUAUCGAUCACCAGUAAAGACUCUAAAUGAAUAAGACUGUUUAUUGUAUAUUAUGUUUUCUUCUGGUUACUUUUAGCUGUAGUCGUUUACAAUCAGUUAAUAUUCUAUUCUCUUGACAUACACAUGUAUUAUAGUCUUCUUCUCUUCUUUUUUUUGUAUACGACUCUGUUGUUUUCUACGUUGAUUUAAGGAAACCUAAUUCCUGGAUGAGGCUGAAUCGUUCUUUAACAUGAAGGUAGUAAUUUUAGGGAAGUUUUCCCUUUUUAACAGAGGUUCUUAAUUUAUUUCCGUUGACAUGUGGUGAUAUUUGAAAACACAACGCCGGUAUAAAGUCAGACUUUCCGUUUCUCUCAGUGUUGGAUGGUGAAGCAUGUGUGAAUGCAUCGAAUUAGAUCAGACGAAAUCAUUGUUCUAGCAGUAAGUCGCAGUGGACAUGCAGUGUAAACCCUUCUUUGAAUACGCAGAGAGGAUCUUCAGUGUUUACGGCUCUCGGUUAGCUUCACAGUUCUGUUUGCUGCACAUCUGUAUAAACUGUAACAUACUGCCGGUAUGAGCUCAUUUAACCUCCAUGUAUAGCUGCUCAUCCUGAACAUCGACGCUCAACCGCAGACCACACUGGCUUCUUUUAUGAAAGCACAUUCAGUGUAUUGCACUUUUUUUUUCUCCAAUUCUCGAAGGUAUCGUCGGCGUUCGACUUGGAUCUGAUUGCAGUUCAGUUGAAGUGUUCUGGGUGACAGUUGACCGUCAGGUCGUCUCAUCGCGCACUCUCUCGUAGCUCCUUCUUCUCUCCACGUAUCCGUCAUGUCAAAAUGUAUUUCAAAUGUUAUUAAAUCAUUCAGAAAGACU